Molecule: messenger RNA, 954 nt
Organism: Gopherus flavomarginatus (Mexican gopher tortoise)
Lineage: Eukaryota; Metazoa; Chordata; Testudines; Testudinidae
Product: olfactory receptor 10A4-like
Exons: 2
Coding region: 1-954 (317 amino acids)
Biological process (GO): G protein-coupled receptor signaling pathway
Cellular component (GO): membrane
Molecular function (GO): G protein-coupled receptor activity; olfactory receptor activity
Source: RefSeq, a predicted model, not a curated record
AUGUCCUUUGUACAAAUAAUGAAUCACACUGCUGUCACAGAAUUCAUCCUUGUGGGGUUUUCCGAUCAUCCGAACCUGCAGGUUCCGCUGUUCCUGAUCUUCCUUGGUAUUUAUACCAUAACCCUUACAGGAAAUGUGCUCAUUAUCCUAGUAACAUCAUUUGACCCCACUCUGAAUAGCCCCAUGUACUUCUUCCUCCGGAACUUGGCCUCAUUAGAGAUCUGCUUCAAUUUGGUCAUUGUCCCAAAGAUGCUGGUCAAUCUCCUGAUGGAAAAUAAACGCAUCUCCUUUGUCGGAUGUGCAGCUCAAAUGUAUUUCUUCUUCUUCUUUGGGGCAGCUGAGUGCUGCCUUUUGGCCGCCAUGGCCUUUGACCGCUAUGUGGCCAUAUGCAACCCGCUGCAUUACCCGGACAUUAUGACUCAAAGGGCUUGUUUCCAGUUGGCUGGUGCCUCAUGGUUCUCUGGAUUUCCAGUGGCCACUGUGCAGACGACAUGGAUAUUCAGUCUGCCAUUCUGCGGGCCAAAUCAAGUCAACCACUUCUUCUGUGACAGCCCCCCUGUGCUGGAGUUGUCCUGUGCCGACACCUCCCUCUUCGAAAUCGAGGCCCUCACAGCAACUGUGCUUUUCAUCAUGUUCCCAUUCCUGCUGAUCCUGGUCUCCUAUGUGCGGAUCAUCAUCACUAUCCUGAGGAUGCCCUCAGAAGAGGGCAGACACAAAGCCUUCUCCACCUGCUCCUCUCACCUGGUGGUGGUGACUCUCUUCUAUGGCACAGCUAGCUCGACCUACUUCCGACCCAAAUCCAGCUACUCUCCAGACACCAGGAAGCUCAUCUCUCUCUCCUAUGCGGUGAUCACCCCCAUGUUAAACCCCAUCAUUUACAGCCUGAGGAACAAAGAGGUGAAAAGCGCCUUGGGGAGAACAUUGGGCAGGAAAUUAUUUUCAGAGAAAAUGUAA